UCUCUAUCAGUCCAGUAAGUCUGGCUGUUUUUAGGAAUUUGAGUUUUGUUCUACAUUUUCCUCCCUUUCUGUCCAGGACCUUCUAUUGUGUCCCUGGUCAGAGUGGUGGAUUAGUGGUUCUUCUGGUCUCAUGCUAGAUGAUGCAGGUAACCUUUCUGCAGAAGUAAUGUAGUCUACCCUUUGGGUAGUAGAGAGCUAAUUCAAAAUAUAUUUUUUAUGUAGAAAAUGACAAAGUUUUUUUAUUAAAAUUAAUUUGUAUAGCGUGAAGGAUGGAUCCAAAGUGAGAGAGUGACAGGAAACGGCAUGCCCUGUUAAGAUAUAGUGUAGGUCCACUCAUGAUGUAAUGAGACUUGGAUUAGAGCAAUUGGAGCAAGGUUGCAAAGUAACGGAGAGGAGAGCAGUGUCAUGAAGGAAAAAAUACAACUAGCACAACACGUGAUGGGGGAGAUAGAAAAUUAUGUAGACUCGCCCUCCCCUCAGAAUGCCAACUCCUGAGUGUAAGUCUAUGUGUUUGAUUCAGGCUUUAACAGGUUAGGUCUGGUUAUGUUAUAUAAUCACCAGAUUGUGUGAUUCUGAUUAAUGUUUUCCCUUAUAAGUGGGAAAAUCUAGUUGUGUGAAUAAGAAAACAGUUUUUUUUCCCCUUACUCAAUUUCCUCCAUUUGUCAGCAUUGAUGGAAAAAUAAACUUUAGUGUUACGUUCUUUUCUUUAGAGUAGAUAUUUUCUCUAGAUUGUUUAUUGUUCGCUAUUGUUUUUAUUAUUGAAGGGGAGGAAAAGGGUGUAGGUUUUUUAGCUACUAGGAGUUCAAAUGCAAUAAUUAGUAAGGACACACAAAUUUUGAAAUAGUAUUUUAUGCCUCUUGAUCUCAGGUACAAAACAGGAGAUGAAGCAGUUAAAUAGCAAAGCAAGACAGGAGGGACAGAGAAUUAAAGUAAGUGUUUUCUAUAUAUUGCAUCUAUGUUCCCAUUAAUCUCUGUUUUGUUAUGUAACUGCUCAUUCUGAAUGUUCUGAAUGUGAAGAAAACUAUGAGUUAAAAAGGGUAUAUUUUAAAAGUUAGGUUUAGAUAAACCCGUGAGAGUAAAUGUUGUUUCGUAUUCUUGGUUGUAUUCAAAACAUCAUCUGCCUACAAAUUGUAAUCUUAAUGUUCUUGAAUAAGAAAUUGAGUUAUGAUCAUGUAAACUCCUUUUAAGUCUCUUGCCAGCAGAUAUCCAAAAUGAAAGGACUCACAUAGUGAUCUCCAUGUAAGCUAGUCCACGCUCCCAUGUUUUCAGUCAUACUUGCUGUUGAGAUGCUCUAAUGUAGAUCUUUUGGAAAGAGACUUUAUGUCAAUUUCUCACCUUACUGUGAGGAUCAUUUAACUUUCUAUGCCUAGGAAAUAAUAUCUUUUAUCAGAACUGACCUUUACAAUUCUGUCUUUUUAAAAAAUCUUCUCAUUGUUUAAUAUUUUCAGUUAACAAGUGGAAACCAAAGCAUAUUAAUCUUUGAAACUCUCUUUCGUCCCUUUCUGUAGUUGUUGAGGUCUUUCUUGACAGCCUCUUUACUAAAUUGCUAUUGAGUAUUACAUUGAGAAAGUUUAGAGAUUUCUUAUACAUGAGAAUAAAAUCUAGGGCAGAUUCUGACCGAACACAGUUUUAGGCGAAUAUAGCUUGUUUCUAUUAAUAGGAACACUGAUAACUAGCCUUGGCCACAAUAUAAUUUACAAAAGUACUUUCAUAUUGCCUGUUAUGAUCCUCACAACCAGCUCAUCAAGAAGCCAUUUUUUAAAAAUUCUCUUCGUUUUUUGAGAUGAGGAAAUCAAGGCUCAGAGAAGGUAGUUAACUUGCCAGGUAGUAAACAACCAGUUAAGUGGUACAGCGAGGACUAGCAACCAGGCUUUAUGACUCUAAAUGACUGGCAUUUUCUACCAUAUCACACUUACUAAGUAUAAGAGAGACCUCAAAACAGUUGUGAUUUCUCCUUGUCCAGAACUUUCAGGACACAUUACUCUAGCAGUUGUAAAAUGAUGAUAUUGCUAUUAUUACUUCUUAUGAAAAUAUUUUUCACAUUUUCUACAUAAAAACAGUGAGUCAUGGAUGAUUCAGACAGGCUUGCUUCCUGGUCUCACCACCGUAUUUGACAUUGGACAAGGUCCUUCACUUCUGCGCCUCGUAUUUCUCAUCUGCAAAGAGAUUGAUCUCAUAACAAUUGUGUGAGAAUUAAAUAGAGGAAGCUUUAUAAAGCAUUUAGCACAAUAUCUGGAAUUUAUUAAGUACUCUUUAAGUGUUUGUUCUUCUCUGUUCCCCUUUUUUACUUCUGAUCUCAUGAAAACUUACCAGCCUUCUGAUACGAAACCAUGUUAGGAAUCUUACACGUCUUGGAUGCUCGCUGGAGAGACAGCUGUUCUGAAUUCCUAGAGUAUGUCUUCAGCAAGAUAAUGGACUUUCUUAUGGUAUUUAAAUGCCCAACAUGAAGUUCUGGUUUUACAGACAGCCCUCAUUACAGUGAUCACUUGAAUGACAGUCGAUUAGGAGCCCAUGAAGGCUUGUCCCCAACACCUUUCAUGAACUCCAAUCUGAUGGGGAAAACAUCAGAGAGAGGCUCAUUUUCCCUGUAUAGCCGAGACGCUGGAUUACCAGGCUGUCAAUCUAGUCUCCUGAGACAAGAUCUAGGGCUUGGGAGCCCAGCACAGCUGUCUUCUUCAGGAAAACCUGGGACGCCAUACUAUUCAUUCUCUGCCACCAGUUCCAGAAGAAGACCGCUCCACGACUCUACAGCACUUGAUCCUUUGCAAGCAAAGAAAGUCAGAAAGGUGCCUCCUGGUUUGCCUUCUUCUGUAUAUGCACCAUCCCCAAAUUCAGAUGAUUUCAACCGUGAAUCACCUAGUUAUCCGUCCCCCAAGCCACCAACCAGUAUGUUUGCUAGCACUUUCUUUAUGCAAGAUGGGACCCACAAUUCUUCUGACCUUUGGAGUUCAUCAAAUGGGAUGAGCCAGCCUGGUUUUGGUGGAAUUCUGGGGACCUCUAGUUCCCACAUGUCUCAAUCCAGCAGUUACGGCAGCCUUCAUUCACAUGACCGCUUGAGUUAUCCUCCACACUCGGUUUCACCCACAGACAUCAGCACGAGUCUUCCGCCAAUGUCCAGCUUCCACCGCGGCAGUACCAGCAGCUCACCUUACGUUGCUGCCUCGCACACUCCUCCCAUCAACGGGUCAGAUGGCAUUCUAGGACCCAGAGGGAAUGCGGCUGGAAGCUCGCAGACAGGUGAUGCACUUGGAAAGGCUUUGGCAUCUAUUUAUUCUCCUGAUCACACCAGCAGUAGUUUCCCAUCAAAUCCAUCAACACCAGUUGGCUCACCCUCACCUCUCACAGGUACCACUCAGUGGCCCAGACCUGGAGGGCAAGCUCCUUCAUCCCCAAGCUAUGAAAACUCACUCCACUCCCUGCAAUCUCGAAUGGAGGAUCGUUUAGACAGACUGGAUGAUGCCAUCCAUGUGCUGCGGAACCAUGCUGUGGGACCUUCCACCAGUUUGCCUGCUGGUCACAGUGAUAUACACAGUUUAUUGGGACCAUCCCAUAAUGCGCCAGUUGGAAGCCUCAAUUCAAACUAUGGAGGAUCAAGCCUUGUUUCAAGCAGUCGAUCAGCUUCAAUGGUUGGAACUCAUCGGGAAGACUCUGUCAGUCUCAACGGCAAUCAUUCAGUCCUGUCCAGUACCGUCACUGCUUCAAGCACGGACCUGAACCAUAAAUCACAGGAAAAUUAUAGGGGUGGCUUGCAAAGUCAGUCUGGAACUGUUGUUCCCGCAGAAAUCAAGACUGAAAACAAAGAGAAGGAUGAAAACCUUCAUGAGCUCCCCUCGUCAGAUGACAUGAAGUCGGAUGAUGAAUCCUCCCAAAAAGAUAUCAAAGUUUCAUCUAGAGGAAGAACAAGCAGUACUAAUGAAGAUGAGGAUUUGAACCCAGAACAGAAAAUAGAGAGAGAGAAGGAAAGGCGCAUGGCUAACAAUGCCAGAGAACGCUUGCGUGUGCGGGAUAUUAACGAGGCAUUCAAAGAGCUUGGCCGGAUGUGUCAGCUUCACUUGAAGAGUGAAAAGCCCCAAACGAAGCUCCUUAUUCUUCAUCAGGCUGUGGCAGUCAUCCUCAGUCUAGAACAGCAAGUCAGAGAGAGGAACCUUAACCCCAAAGCAGCCUGCCUUAAGAGAAGGGAAGAAGAAAAAGUUUCUGCCGUAUCGGCAGAGCCGCCAACUACACUGCCAGGAAGCCAUCCUGGGCUUACUGAAACUACCAACCCUAUGGGUCAUAUGUAAACAUCAGCCAGUUCCAGAGUUAUCAGUAGGCUAGAUAGAAGGUGACCUCUCCUCACAAGGACUUUGGACAACUCAGAUUUUCUGAAGACACAAACCUGACAGGAGGGAGAAGAAAACACAAAACACUUGAAGCAAGAAACUCCUAUGUGAUCCUGUGAUCAAAGCAACUGGUCAACACUUCCGUCAGAAGUGAAGCUAGGAAGCUCGUCAGAUAGCGUGUCGGCCCUUGAGAUGUUUGGAACAUAUCAUUUUGUUGCAAGCACUGUGUCGCUUCUGCACAAUCAGAGACCGUCUCGAUCUCUCCACUCACCGUGGAGGUUGCCUUGUGCCUAAACUGAAUUGACAAAUGCAUUGUAACUACAAAUGUUAUUUAUUGUUGUGGAACUGUAAGGUCUACAUAUAAAGGGAAAAAGUUGAUGUGGAAAGCUGACCUACGCUCAGCUGAUGCCAGCACUCGUGAAAGCUGUCCCGUGCAGAGAAGAAAUCAGUGACAGCCACUUGCCCUUAGCAUUCCCGGCAAACCUGUUAGUGUCUUAAAAAGGAAGGGAAAAGUCUUUUGUCGCCCUCUCCGAUCCUUUUGCCAUAUGAAUAGUGUUUUCCAUGAAAUAGGAAAAUAUUACUUGGUAUAGCAUUUCUCUCGCUCAUUUUUUCACUUGUUUUUGUUUUUCUCAUUGUGGGUGUUAUUUGGUUUCUGAAUCUUAAGAGUUUAUGGUCACAGUCCAGAACCUCCACGCAGCCCUGUGUUCUUUGCACACUCACCCGACGGUGAGCAGACACCAUCUGUGACCAUAGCCUAGCUAAGAUCUUACGAGGGGAAGUUUCGCCCCCCCACCCCGAUUUCCCCAAAAUAAACGUUGCUUUAUUUCUAAUAAUAACCAAGACUUUUCAAGCUUCUAGGUUUCAUAGUAAAGCUUGUAAUAGCAAACAGUGUAAAUUACAAGAGAAGAGUCUACUUUUUAGAAAUGGCUUUGUUUUCCAAGCAGUGAGUACUACACAUAGUACUUGUAAAGUGUUAGCUGUAAGUAAGCACAAAAUGCAUUUAAAACACAAAGAAGAUUUUCAGGCUGUGAUUAUGGUGAAAUAAGAAAACCCAGAAGUCACCAAGGCAGGUAGUGUGAUAAAUGAACACGCCACUCCACGGCUAAUUACCUAAUGGAACCCAAGGGCAGAGGUCCCCUGUGUUCCCUUAGCCUAGGCUUGGUUUCUCUUUCAUUUGGAUGGCUGGUCGGUAGGGAGGAAUUCAGUGGGUGAUCCAAUCAGCUGCAAACCAUCUGCCCUGUCCCAAGAAGGUGAGCCAGAUUAGCACUGGACCAGUACUGUCAGGUCAUCUUACUACUGCGCGUUAAGGCGCCCCUCUGUCUAAUCCUUAGGAGUUGUUUUUAAGACAUCAUAAUCACUUUGAACUUCCAUAAAAUCCGUCUUCCACCACAACAACCCUGGGAGAGAGAAACAUGCUAAACAAGGUUGUCUUGGCUUAAUAAUUGGUUAUAGCCAAUCUCAACAAUGGCAAUCAGCACACAGAAGAAAGGACCCAAAUCACUAUGUAACUUAAAGAUGUCAGUUAAUUUGAAAGAACAAAAGCAAUUAAGACGGAACUUCAGAUCCUCCAAUCAGGAUGAUUCCUAACUAAUCAGUCGUUUGUGAACUUCGUGGACUUUUUGGUUACUUUAGUUUGCAUCUGUUCCCCAGUUACAUCAGACUGUCUGCGGCCUUGUUCUUCAUUUCAGUGUUAGUCAGCUAAACAAGUUGUCUCUUAUGAUGUGUGAGCGCACAGACGCCACUGCCUGGCCUUUUUUUCUUCGGAGCUUGUUGUCUUUUUCGCUCUAUUAGACUUUGCAGUAUGCCCAGAAGCUUUCCUUCAUAAAAUAGAAAGAAAAAAAAAAAAACAUUUGGCUUAUUUUUCACUGUAGCUAGUCUUUUAUACAAUAAUCUUGUAAGAAAAUUUCUUGAAUUCUAAAUAUUACUCUUUCUAGAUUUUUGAAAUCGAAAAGUUUUCAGUAAAAAGUUUCUUACUUUAUUUUAUUAUAUUAGGUAGUAAAAAUGUAGGGUUAUUUACCAUAACCUGUUCAUUAAUAUCAGAAAUUUACAAUAGCAUUUUAAGACCAUAGUAGGAUUCUAGCAUACCGUGUAGUACCUAUGGAGUAUUGUAAGAGCUAAUUGUCCGAGAUGAAUUGCUUCUCAUCUUGUUCUCCAGUUUCCAUUGUUGGUUUAUUGCAGAUUUGUAUCCUGUGUCAAAUUCAAGGUAUUAUUGAUAAACCUUUUCAACCAGCAGCAAGAAGUUCAAAAUUUUUUCUGUCACUGUAACAGAAAACUCAAUAUGUAUAUAACAUUUAUGUAGCAAUAAAUGUGCCAUCUUUUUUUUAACA
Trichechus manatus latirostris (Florida manatee) is the source of this 6646-nucleotide messenger RNA. It is a transcript of the gene TCF12, whose product is annotated as transcription factor 12. NCBI's taxonomy places the organism in Eukaryota, Metazoa, Chordata, Mammalia, Sirenia, Trichechidae. Gene Ontology annotation, cellular component: transcription regulator complex; chromatin. Gene Ontology annotation, molecular function: DNA-binding transcription factor activity, RNA polymerase II-specific; RNA polymerase II cis-regulatory region sequence-specific DNA binding; protein dimerization activity. The record is from RefSeq and is a predicted model, not a curated record. Gene Ontology annotation, biological process: regulation of transcription by RNA polymerase II. The transcript has 17 exons. Bases 2538 to 4280 code for a protein of 580 amino acids.